Messenger RNA from Xyrichtys novacula (pearly razorfish), 4593 nucleotides. NCBI's taxonomy places the organism in Eukaryota, Metazoa, Chordata, Actinopteri, Labriformes, Labridae. The record is from the annotation of a GenBank genome assembly.
AUGAAGAGGCAAAACGCCCGGACCCUCGCCCUCAUCAUCAGCAUCCUCACCUACCUGGUGGUCGGGGCGGCCGUGUUCGAGACCCUGGAGUCCAAGCAGGAGAAGAGCCACAAGAGGAAGCUCGACGCCAGAAAGUACGAGCUCAUGCGUAAAUACAACUUGACCAAAGAGAACUUCGAGGAGCUGGAGCACGUCGUGCUGCAUCUCAAACCUCACAAAGCGGGGGUCCAGUGGAAAUUUGCGGGCUCCUUUUACUUCGCCAUCACUGUGAUAACGACCAUAGGUGAGCAGCUGAUUCCUCAUUAACACGGUUUACACCUGAGCGAAAGCGUUUCAUUAAGAGGGGAUCAGAGGCAGCAGCAGGGCCGUAGUUAAACCCUGAGGUGCUGAACCCCCCUGAACAGAUAUCAGGGUCAUGAGGGACAAAUGAGGGAUUAUUUUUAUAUUAUUACUAUUUUAUCUUCUUUCUUAAAGUAAAAUAAUUAAGCCACAAUGUUGAGAAUAGAGUUUAAGUGUUGGGGAAAGGCUUCAAAAAGUUUGUUAUGUUGAAUAUCACGUGUAAAGACAAAAAUUAAAGCUCCAGUAAGGGACUUUUGUUGGCACCCAAUGUUUGGCAACAAAGCAGUCUUUCUUUGUCUUGUCCUCUGAACGCUUAUGCGGUGUCUUCUAACAAUAAAUCCAGUCAAGUUUAUCAUGUGGAAAAUAUAAACAGGGCCGUUACUUCAGUACCUACCCCCUCACACCAGUUUUAAGGAUAAAAUACUAAAAUAUUAAACUUAUAAAUCUUGUUUUUGUUUGUGUUUGCAUGUCAAAAAAAGGGCAUCAAUAUGAAUUAAGUCUGUUUUUGAAACGUUAAAACCCUUCACACAGGAGCUUUAAAGUGAAAUCACUGAGAAUUAAAAAGUCAGAUUGUAAAAGAUAAAAUUUAACAUCGUUACAAUACAGAUUUUAAAAGGUGAAUGUUUCUGAAAUCAAGUCAAAAAUGUUUAGAAAAAGGUUGAAGUGUAAAAAAUUAAGUUGAAAUGUUGAAUAUGAGGCUUAAAUAUCACGAGUAAAGACAAAAUUUAAAGCUCCAGUGAUGAACUUUUGUAUGCUUUAAUGUUGGCACCCAAUGUUUGGCAACAAAGCAGUGUUUGUAUAUCUUGUCCUCUUAAUCUUUAAGUGGUGACUUAAAACAAUAAAUCUCGUUGCGACAGUCAAGUUUAUCAUGUAACAGGGCCGUUACUUCAGCACCUACCCCCCUCACACCAUUUCAAAGCAUAAAAUACAAAAAUAUUAAAAUCAUAAAUCUUGUUUUUGUUUGUGUUUGCAUGUCAAAAAAAGGGCAUCAAUAUGAAUUAGGUCUAUUUUUGAAACGUUAAAACCCUUCACACAGGAGCUUUAAAGUGAAAUUACUGAGAAUUUAAAAAGAAAGUUUAGAAAAAGGCUGGGGUGUAAAAAAUAAAGUUGUAAUGUUAAAGAUAAAAUUUCAAUACUACAAAUAUAUCAUAUGUUCAGUUAAUUAGUAUUUGUGUAUUUUCCUCAUGUUCCUGUUCCCCUGUAGUCCAGUCUUGUGAGUUUUCAGUUUUUCUUUGACCCUGUUUCCCUCCUGUUCUCUGUGUUUUAUUCUUUAGAUCAGUUUUCAGUGUUUAUUUCCUGUUUUAUUUUGUAGUGGUUGAUUCCUUGUGUUUCUAGUCUGAUUUUACUACCCUAGUUUUCCCUCCUUCGUUAAUCACUCAUGAGUUUCACCUGUGUCUCGUCAGCCUCACCUGUUGCUCAUUUCCCAGUGUGGAUAUAGUCCCUGUCUUCCCCUCUGUUCUUGUUGGUUCAUUGUUUGUCCAUUUGUGCGUGUGUAUGCUUAGUUCUUCAUUGUUUCUUUGUUUACCCCUGCGUGUCGUGACAAAAUAAAGUUAAAGAUGACAGUAGCUUGGAAUAAUGAGUUUGUAAUGGACUAGAAAUCAAGACUAGAAAAAUCAAAAUACUGUAAACAAAAACAGGGUUUGUGCUCUGCUCUGGGGCCUUAGCGUCGCUCCUCAGGUCUGGCAUCUUGUUUCGUCAAAAAGUCAUGACAGAAUUUAAUAAAAACUCACAAUUUCCCCGUCUUUCAAUCUACACUGUGCUUAUACAACACUCAACUUGUCGUAAACGUGUGGUUUGGGCUCCUUUGCGUAAAUAAAGGGAGCUCAGGGACGUGUGUCUACAUCUCUCUGAGGCCCAACCAUAAGUCCAACAAAAACAAAGAGGAACGGUUAAAUUUAAAUAAUCGGGAUUAAGUCAAGUGGUUUGUUUUAGAUUGAAAAUUUUUAAAAUCCAAAUAUCAAAACUUAACGUCAGAACAAUAACGUCAGAAAUGUGUAAAAGAUCUUUUUUAGUUUGCUGAACAACCAAUUUUUACAAGAUAAACCUAUUUCCAGUUUUGCUUUAGUUGCAUAAAGAAUUCAUAUAAACAAAGUAUCCCAGAAAAGGUAAAAUGAUGCAGGAGUGUUCUGUUAUACAAGUAGAAGUUCCUGGAUUUAAUAAUUUCCUAGACAGAAUAAUAAUGAUGGAGAGAUGUAAACGUGGUGUAGCUGGAUAAACAAUGGGGAAGAAAGUUAAAAUCCUUCCUCUUGUGCAGACAGGUUUCCUUUAUUAUGCCAGAUGGUUUACGAGUCUUAAAAAGGACUUUGGAAAUAUCUUCAGAGGAGCGAUAAAUGUUGUCAAAACAGCCUCCGGGUUUUCCAGAGACUGACGGGUAAAAUCGUGAGAUUAGCUCUGUGACCUACAUCAGUGUGGAGGGGCGCUCAGUAUCACAUGUGAGGUGAACCAAACUACAGAGGAGAAACUCAAAGAGGUUUGCAAAAUAAUGACAAAACGUCGAAGACCCCACAGAUGCAGUAGCUUGUUGUAUUGCAAAAGACAUGCUACCAAUAAGCACUGCUAAAUUUCAUUUUUUAUAUCGUGAUAUAUAUCGCUAUUGACUGAAAAAUAUAUCCUGAUAAACUUUUUCACAUAUCUCCCAGUUCUACUUACUAACAAUACCUCUUAAAACUGUAGUUUGGGAUCAUUUGUGUGGAAAAACAGGAGCGACAUCAGUUGACCACUCCGAUUUUAGCUGUUUCUUGUGAUACAUAUGAGGAAAAAUUAGUUAUUUGCAGUGAUGCCAAGGUCAAGCAGUAUCCGCUUUCACAUUGAGGCCAAUCCAGAAAUGCAAAAAACUCAAUUUGAGUAAAUGUCACCAAAGAGACCCUUCAUCAAUCCCAAAGGUUUAUCAUUUUCAUCCGUUUCUCCUCUUAUUUGGUCAGAUCUUUGUGUCACUCUCCUCCUUAAAAAGACUCCGGGUAUAACAAUAGAAAAACCUCAACAGCCGGUCCAGUAUUUAACCACAUGUUCACAGUCCUGACUCAGCAUCUGUCAGGAUUAUUAGGCCACUUCCAGGUUCUGAAAGUGAGGAAAGAGGUGUGAAGUGACAUCACGUUUUUACAGCAUCUUGACUUACGACCACGUGGGAGUUAUAAAUACAAAGCUGUGAAUUCACAUCAUUAAAGUCAAGCUGGAUAGUGUGAUCGGGCUUUUUCUAUUAAUGAGAGGAUUUAGAGGAGGAGUGUGUGUGAUGGUUUCUUUGGAUUUUGUUCCUGCGAAAACUUCAGGUCUGGUCCGCAUGUCGGCGAGUAUCAAAAAUCAGCCUCUCCAGAAUAAAAGUAAAAAGAUUUGAUGUUCGAAGAUGUAAAUCUGGCGUCUUCUCUUCCAGGUUACGGCCAUGCGGCGCCCAGCACCGACUCAGGGAAAGUGUUCUGCAUGUUCUACGCCCUCCUGGGGAUCCCGCUCACCCUGGUCAUGUUCCAGAGCCUUGGCGAGCGCAUCAACACGUUCGUCAGAUACCUGCUGCACCAAGCCAAGAAGUGCCUGGGAAUGCGUCAGACCGAGGUCUCCAUGGCGAACAUGGUGACUGUGGGCUUCUUCUCCUGCAUGAGCACGCUCUGCAUCGGGGCUUUGGCGUUCUCACAGUGCGAGGGGUGGAGCUUCCUCCACGCUUUUUACUACUGCUUCAUCACGCUGACCACCAUCGGGUUCGGGGACUACGUGGCUCUGCAGAGGGACAACGCGCUGCAGAACGACCCUCGGUACGUGGCUUUCUGCUUCGUGUACAUCCUCAUGGGUUUGACGGUGAUCGGGGCGUUCCUGAACCUGGUGGUUCUUCGCUUCCUGACCAUGAACAUCGAGGACGAGCGGAGGGACGCCAAGCAGAGAGCUUUAAUGUCCGUUUGCAAGCCCAGAGGAGAGGUGGCUCAUUUACUCCCGGUGUCCACGUCGGCUGCGUCCACACCUGCGGUCGAGGACACGACGAAGGCGAAAAAUUUAAAAGGUGCUUACACCGAGGUGCUUCAUUUCCAGACUAUAUGCUCCUGUUUGUGGUACAGGAGCAAAGAGAAGGUGCAGGGCUCCACCAUGAUCCCUCAGGAGCUGACCUUCUCGGAUCCAUACCUGCAGCAGAACAGUGACUGCCCUCACUACAUCGAACCCGGAUCCACAGGCUGCGUUUGCAGUCCACGCCAGUGUUCGAGCAUCAGCUCCAUAACGACGGGCUUACAGAUUCUCUCCCCGUUUAGGAUGUUCAAGAGACGCAGCUCCGUUUAG